UAAACAUCCGGUCUUGACGUCACUACGCAUGCGCAUUAAAAGCACAAUGUUGUAAUGUAAUCCUUCUUGAUAAAGAUUUGUUUUCCUGGUCAAAGACGAGAAAGACAAUGCCGUUUUUCAACAGCGCAACACCUUUCGACGCUGAUGUCGAAAAGGUGACAAAUGAGAUGAACACAGCGGAGGACUGGAGCCUCAUACUAGAUAUCUGUGAAAAAGUCUCAAGACAACCAAAUGGGGCCAAGGACUGUCUGAAGUCCAUUGUAAAACGACUGAACCACAAAGUCCCUUUUGUUUCAAUGCAGGCUCUGACGUUGCUUGAUGCGUGUGUUAACAACUGUGGCCGUCUGUUCCACUUAGAGAUCUGCUCCAGAGACUUUGUGUCUGAAUGUCGGACUUUGAUAUCACAGAAGGCUCAUCCCAAAGUGGCUCAGAGAUUAGGAUUAAUAAUCAAACAGUGGGCGGAGAUGAAAGAGUUCAAGGAUGAUGCAGCGCUUAACUUAAUUCCAUCCUUUUAUGACAGUUUGAAAAAAGAAGGUUUUGAUUUUGUGGAUUCAGAAGUGAAACCAGCUUCCAGCUCAUCUUCCUCUACACAAGCUCGGAAGGAAGAAGACGACUUAGCUAAAGCAAUUGCGUUAUCGCUGCAAGACUCGGAGAGCAAGACGUCCAGCAAGAGUUCGUCGGGGGGUGGGGGGAGCAGCAGUCUAUACCCGUCGUACAACACAGGGAUGUCCUCGCAGGCCUCGGCCAAACCCAUGCAGAAGGAAAUAAGAAAGGUUCGUGCUCUCUAUGACUUUGAAGCAGCUGAAGACAAUGAACUGACUUUCAAGGCAGGAGAGUUGAUUUGUGUAUUAGAUGACAGCGAUCCAAACUGGUGGAAGGGCUCCAACCACAGAGGAGAAGGCUUGUUCCCCGCUAAUUUCGUCACUAGUGACCUGUCUGUCGACCCGGAGCCUGAAGUGAAAGUGGAGAAGAAGUCUGUCCAGUUUAGUGAAGAGGUUCAGGUGAAGACAGUCACCUUGCCGCCGGGUGAAGAGGAAAUUGACGAGAGUAAAAUUGACGAGGUGCUUGCGCUGAUCCAGAACGCUGACCCGACUGGAGAGACUCAGCCGGACAGUCAACAAAUGCUGGUGCUGGAAGAACAAUGCAAAGCCAUGGGACCCUUGAUAGACGCUGAGCUUGAAAAAGUAGACAGGAAACACGCUAACCUGGUGGAGCUGAACAAGAAAGUGAUGGAAGCGCUGCAGAUGUACCACUCACUGAUGCGGGAGACCCCGGCCUACGGCUACCCGGGCCUCAAGACCCAGCAGCCAUCGGCCGCCGCCAUCGCCCUGGGCAUGUACACGCCGCCUGUCAUGCCACAGGGACCCCCGCCGGGAGCCGCUGCCGCUAACGCUGCCAUGGGACAGCCCGCACAGGUGUACGGAGGCCAGCCCCAGUACAUGGUGCCAGGCGCCCUGGGCCAACCUCAGCCGGCCAUGGUGGGGGCCAUGAGUGCCGCGCCCACACAGUCGUACACACAGACACAAGCCACACCCUCCAGUCAGCAGUCUUUCCCGCCGCAGCCCAGUGCAGCUCCCAUGUCCUCUUACGCGGCUCACGGCUCCAUUGGCCAGAUACCACCCCCCAUGCAGCAGCAGCAGCCCCCCGUGGCCAACGGCGCCCCCACGCUACAGGCCCCUCCUCAAAUACAACAACAACAGUACAGCGCCACGGUGGCCCCGAGCUUCAGCCAGAGCCCGCCCACCAACAUGGCGAUGUACCACCCACCCCCUCCCCAGCAGCCCCUGCUUUAAUCUCUGGUGUACAUGUACAUGAUGAUCAAGUAUUCUUAUUGCCCCGGAAUUUUGGGAUGAUAUAGCGCACCCUGCUGGCGACUGUGGUGUCAUGAUUAGGCUCCUCUUUGUGGUGCUUUUCGAAGAUGCAAAUUUGAUUUCUGCAGAAGGACAAUUUUUUAACGAGGUUUUUUUUGUUUGUUUGGGAUUUUUUUUUUUCAAAUAAAAAAAAAACUAAUAAAAAAAAAAAAGAAUCUGUUCUCUUUCUGCUUGGUUUCUGUGUCCCAAACAACUGUGGCUGACUCUGAUGGGCAGGGUUGAUUGAAACUGCUCACAUCAUAAACAAUCGAAACUGCCAUGUUGGUGGAAAAUAUUGAUUUACAAUCAUUUUUAAAUGCACCCUGUGGGUUUUUAGAAUAUGCUUGAGUGGGAUUCUUUUUCCUUGUAAUUUGUUGUCGUGACGGGGGUGGAUGAGGUUACAUUCGUUGACUUUUGACAGCGUCCCCAAAGGCUUAUUGAUUUUAAUUUGCUUUUGAAUAAAAGCCCCACAUAAUUUGGCGGUGGGGGUUUAGACAUGGCGCUACCUCAUUGUAUAGGGCAACGUGGGGGGGGGGGGGGUAUAACGCAUGUGCUUUAUCAUCCCAAAAUUUCUGGAAAUUCUAUUUUAACCCUGACUUGACUAAAGGUUUUGUACCUGCUGCCAGAAAAAACAAAGGCGGGUGAGAACAGAUUAGUCAGGCAAGGGUUACGGUUAACACAGUGUACUAUAUUAAUUUGUAUUGCCGUCUUUCUGACCAUAGUUUUUUUUUUUUCCGCCUGCCCCCUUGUCUUUUAAAACGUGGGCUGUUGUGAAUAAGUAUGGGCCCAUUUGUAGUGAAAGUAAAGCCAUUUAUAUUUCAAAAGGAUGACUUUGUCUAUGUGGAGCGACUGCCAGAUUUCAUGAUCAAAGAGUUUCUGUUUAUGAUGUUGUGACGUUUUGUAUUUGUCUUGUAUUGUUUUGUGUUUUUUUUUGGGUAAUAAAUUCCAUUUUGCUUAAUGUGUUCUCAAAUUUAAGUAGUUUCUCUAGCUGGGGGGGGGGGGGGGGGGGGUGCAACUCCUUCCUGCAAUGUGAUAUGAGAACCUCUCGGCUCAGGAGUGCCGGAGUUCAAGUGCAUCUUUCAUUAUUAUCGCAUAAUUGUUAAGGUUGUUUUUUUUUUUCAAGCUCUCUCAUUUCCUUUAGUUUCUGUCUACUCAACUCUUACUGUCCCAGUCGCAUAUAUUUCCCCCAGGCCGCGUCGCGUUUGCUUUUUCCCCUCGCUGGACACCUCAAACCCAGUUGGACAUUUUUACCUAGAAUGUUGUCUCUGAAAAAUGUACUUUUCGUUAUUUUCUUAUACUUCGAAGGCAGUGCAAGCAUUUUUUUAAAAGGUCAGCAAAAAAUUGAAUGAAACGGUCAGUAUUAAUAACAAUGAAUAAUAUAAAUUGCAAUUGUAUAGCGCAUAUCCCCGCUCGACAGCAAGCUCUAUGCGCUUUACACACUCUAUUGGCUGGGCUUGUGGAGUCAAAGUCUCUAGCAUUAUCUAGGCAAAAGGGAGGCGAGGGCUAAAAAUAUCCCCGUUGCUGUAAGGGUUAAUAGUUAAUCUGCAAAAAGCAAGAAAACUUGAAGAAUAUUCUCACUUUUUGAAAUCCUACUGUGGUAUCGUGAGAUGUGCUGGCCUUCUUAUAUGCAGUGCUUCCAGUCUUCCAUUUAUUCUUACAGAAAUCCAUACUUUCUGAAAGUUCAGUUCUUGCCCGCCUCAUCAUUAUCAACUUUAUCUAUAAUAAGUGGGAUAGUGAAUGGCUACUUAAAUUCGAUAGCAAAGAUCAUUUUCAGCAAUUACUUAUAGACCUGCUAGAUUGUGCAUUUCCUGCACUCGGCCAUUAUCCUUUUGUACUUCCAUUGUGGAUUCUGUCCGUAAUAUGUCUUCACGUGCAAUCAGUUAAAAUCCGAUUUGUCAUUACAGCAAAAUUUUGGUGCCAAUUGCCUCCUUUAUUUAAUUCACUCAUUCUUUUUGUCCGUUUAGGCUAAAAAAUCCUCGUCUAUCAAAAAAAUUGAAUUGUGAUUUUAGGAAGAAAACUUAUCUAACAGAGUGAAACUUUUUUUUCAAAUACGUCAAGGUGUAGAUAAAUUGCCAGAAUGAGGAUACUAUGAGAGCAUGAUGAAGGCCACAGCGGAAAAAAUUGCUGCUCAAACUAAAAUUAGGAAUAUUUGGAAAUGGUGCCAUGAAGUUGUGACAUUCAAAUGCAAAAAUGUAGGAAAAUUAGUGUACAUGCUGAGUGACUGUAUGAUGAAGAAGGAUGUUCCAUGAUGUGCAUUCUGUCAACGGUGGGAUGACAAAUUAAAUUACAGUGACAGUGACAAGGGAAAAUCAUGUAGAUGAAGAAAUCAAACAGAAAAAAUUUGCGGCGAAAAAAUUGAUGUUAUGGGUUGUUGGCAAUCUUUUCCUUACUCCCUUAUGCCAUUUUUGACCCCCUAUAAGCACUAAAUUUCAAAUUCUUACUUUUCUGCUUUGUUGGAAGCACUGGAUACGUCAGAUUCCUUCUUUAUUUUGUUCCUAGGGGGUGGAUUCACAUCAGAACUGACACCAACCGGAAUAAAGCUUGAGCCUCGAAGCACUGCGCGGUGUAAAUGUGAUCAUGUAUAGGACAAAUUUUUUUGCUCUCUUGUCUUCAAAGUGAGGGCUUUGGCUGGAUGUGUUUAGUUUAAAUGGUGAAGACUUUCCGUUUCUAAAUUUUUUUCUUCUUUCUUUUUUUAAACUUUCUUUCUACUUUUGUAUCUUUUGCUUCCUCAUUUAUACAUAUUCAUUUCGCAGACGCAAAAGUUAAACCGUUAAACAAGCUUUUUUUAUUGUGCCAAACAUGAUUUAGUGUGUCAGUCUUGGCAAACGAGUGUGUUUGUGGUUUGAACCUGGUGGGCAGGUAGUGUGAUCCAGCUUCUUGUAAAAUUACAGCAACAUAAAGAAACAGACUUUGUGGCCUGUGUGAUAUGUUUUUCCUGCCUGUUCUUUAUUGUUAGGUCUGCAUCUAACAGUUUGUGCACCUAAUUAAAACAGUGUCUGCAAGAAUUAUUAAUUGUUUUGGGAAGAAACUGUUUCUGUAAACGAUAUUAGAGAUUGUCAUCUGUUUCUGUUCUGUUUGAAAACCUAUUGGCAAAAUCAAAAGUCACAUUGUAAAUUACAGACAGGUUUGUAGUGAUGUGGUUCAGCGGGAUAUUCAGAGAAACGUUCUAUUUACUUUUCUUCGUUCGUUCAGAAAAGUAUUAUUGAUAGGCAGAUUGUGUAUAUAUUUGGGUCAGCCCAAGAUGGACGUCGCUGUGAAAAUUUAGCUUUUUUUUUUACUAUGUGGUUACAUAUUGUGUAUGUAUGUGUGUGAGACAGGGAGAAAGAGAGAGGAAAAAAAUGCAGGAUUAUGCUGUUCCAAAAUAUUGUUGUUUUGGGAACGCCAGAUUUUGUUUAUUUGCCGCUCCCUCUUAUGCUUUGAACUGCGUACGUGAUCUUGGAAGUUCAGAAACAUCUGCGCUUUAAGGGCUGCACGCUCACCAGAUAUGGGUGUACCAAAAUAAGUGGGACACGUCAUAAUUCAUUGUCACGGCUUUCGAAAGUUGCGGGGUCGAGAAUUCAGUACCAAAACUAGUACACUUAUCACAUUCCACAUUGGCCGCUGUCAGCGCUUCGUGAGCCGCUGAUCAUUGUCUCAUUUUGUCUUCUUCAAUCUGUUUGUGUUUUAAGAAUUUGCCUCUGUCCCUUCUGAAAAAGAAAUAGCUUUUUCUCGUUUUUUGUUAUCCCAUUUAAUUUUCAGUUUGUGCAAUAAUACAUUUUGUCACGUGUAAUUGUUUCAUUUCUCUUAUGAGACGUUUGUGAUGUAAUAUUUCUGACCAUUGCAAUCACGACUUGCUCGUCAGUUUACUGGAAUUUGAAAAUCACAUGAUCACCAUUACCUGCUUUGUACGUGAGGGAAUGUAUGUUUUGAGACAUUUGCUGUUCUAUGCACUGGAUUGUUUUGUAUGUUAUUUGAUGGGACAGUUAGGAACCCUGUUGUUGCUCUGAUUCUGACGUGGGUGUUUGAUGCUCCGCAAACUAGGGUGCUGUCUGUUCUGUUCAAGGGGAUGUCUCACUUGUUGAGGGUUGCAAGAAGUCGUGUUUUGAGAGAGGAAGGAAGGCUUUAUUGUGUCUAUAUGAUGCUUGUCUUUUGUCACCUUGGGAGUGUUUGAAGGGAGUGUCUUCCUACUUGUCCUUUAGUUGUUUCUUUCUGUCUUUUCUUUAAAAAUGUUUGUUUUUGUCUAUAUUCCUGUUGUUAAAUAGGCUUUUACUGAGUUUGGGGCUUCUUUCUUACUCAAAUGAAUAUGAACUUUGUCAUCUGCUUAUAACGGGAAUUGGCAGGUGGUUAGCGGGUGCUCUGGUGUGGUUUGCUCCUUCUUUUCUAUGAAACAUCUAUCUUCCUUUGCUUCUUUUUUAAAAUGUUUAUUACUUUAAUGUAACACCUCUAAUUUUCGGCUCUUAUAUGAACUUAUUGUGUUGCAAGUGUUGUAAAAUUCUUACUAAUACAUUCUAAGGGAAACUCAUCUUUAUACUGUCUAGAUAAGUAAUUGAAGGGAUGGCUUGAUGAGCGUAAAGGUAUUUUAUGGCUUGUCUUUGUGGUCCAUUAGGAAAUGUACAUGUGGGGGGUUGGAAGGCACUACCGGGAGGUCCUAUUUCUUUACUUUUCCUUUGUUGUUUCUGUCUGUCUGUCUUACUUUUUCUCCACGCUAAAUGACCAUUGGUGUGUCGGUGUGCUUCUCUUUCCUCAAACAAACAAGAUGUACUUGUGGAAACUGUGUCCUUUUGUCCCAGGAUGCUAGUUUUGAAUAAGAGCAAAGCUAGAGGUGUGAACAUCUUAAUGUUCCUAUGAAUUUCAAAAACAUUUCUGUCCGAUGUUUUUGUAUGUCUUUCAGGAGGUCUGAUGUUUUUAAUGCUGUUGCUCUAGUCUAGAAAAGUAUUGGUUUGGGAAUGAUUUAAUUUGCCCACGGCCAGUGAUCUAGGCAUAAUUGUGUGUAUACAUCUUGCGCUCAAUACCAACCCCACCUCCCCCCGUCCGGUCACACACAUACACACUCGCACACACACACUGUCACAUGCAAAUGUAAAAACUCUGUGAGCUGGAUUUUCAUACCUCUGUGAUAUCUCUUCAUUCAUACUGAUUUGAGUAGUGAGUGAGACUUGCUGGAAAGAAUUAGUUUUUGAACUAAAAAGAAUUUUGGAACACCAGGAAACAUCUUCUAUCAUGUUCAAAUUUUUGGGGUCUUAGCUUUUUUCACGCUUCUCUGUUGUGAGUGUCUACCUGGGGAGUUUGCGGGCGGUUGGAGGACGCCUACUUCUUUACCCUUUUCAGUUGUUUCUGUCUGUCUGUCUUACUCAACCUCCAAAGUUCUAGCCCUUCAGCCUGUCGAUAAUUUACAAGUGAUUAAAGAAAUAAAAAUCAGUAAUGUAUGACCCAGCUGGAAGCAAUAAAAAAUAUAUGUCCAAUAUUAA
This is a messenger RNA of Aplysia californica (California sea hare), 7297 nucleotides long. Its product is annotated as signal transducing adapter molecule 1. Gene Ontology annotation, biological process: protein transport to vacuole involved in ubiquitin-dependent protein catabolic process via the multivesicular body sorting pathway. Gene Ontology annotation, molecular function: ubiquitin binding; phosphatidylinositol binding. Lineage: Eukaryota; Metazoa; Mollusca; Gastropoda; Aplysiida; Aplysiidae. Bases 108 to 1793 code for a protein of 561 amino acids. Gene Ontology annotation, cellular component: ESCRT-0 complex. The transcript has 15 exons. The record is from RefSeq and is a predicted model, not a curated record.